Messenger RNA from Conger conger (European conger), 2625 nucleotides. RefSeq names its product StAR related lipid transfer domain containing 3 (gene stard3). Gene Ontology annotation, cellular component: late endosome. The transcript is spliced from 15 exons. Lineage: Eukaryota; Metazoa; Chordata; Actinopteri; Anguilliformes; Congridae. Gene Ontology annotation, molecular function: cholesterol transfer activity; cholesterol binding. The coding region runs from base 285 to 1628 and encodes 447 amino acids. The record is from RefSeq and is a predicted model, not a curated record.
UACCACAUUGCAACUUAGCUAAAUUAGCCAACGAACAUUAGCCACGGUUGUUUGCUAGCUAUUCGACGUUUUGUUAAAAUAGCAUGGACUCCCUUUUCUUUGGGUGCUGCACGGGACCGAUAGCUAAUUUGCUAGCUAGCUGCCUAACUUAACUACAUUUUCACAUUGUACGGAUAUCCGUUGUUUAAUACUAUAUCUCAACCAUCCCCUCCCCGAAAGCUCUUUCCACCCUUCGCCUGAUCUCUCCCUGCGCGGGCCAGGUGGAGCUCCCCUCGACCGUAGGAAUGCCGAGCGGGGUGGAGUACGGCGAGUUAGGGGGGAGCCUCCCCGCCAUCGCCUCCCUCAACGCCUCCUACUCGCAGAUCUCCCAGUCCCCCUACUCCCCGUACGCCCCCCUGGGGGAGCGCAAGGCCAUCUCCGACGUGCGCCGGACCUUCUGCCUCUUCGUGACCUUCGACCUGCUCUUCAUCUCCCUUCUGUGGAUCAUCGAACUUAACAUCUCGAAUGCUGGGAUCUGGGAUAACCUGGAGAAAGAGGUGGUCCAGUACAAAUUUGACUCAUCCUUCUUUGACAUCUUCCUCCUAGCGGCGUUCCGCUUCUUAUGCCUGCAGCUAGGCUACGCUGCCCUCCGCCUCAGGCACUGGUGGGUCAUCGCGAUCACAACUCUGGUGACCAGUGCGUUCCUUGUUGCUAAAGUCAUCAUCUCCAAUCAGCUCCUCUCCAAGAAUGCCUUUGGCUACGUGUUGCCCAUCACCUCCUUUGUGGUGGCCUGGCUGGAGACCUGGUUCCUGGACUUCAAAGUGCUCACCCAGGAGGCUGAGGAUGAGAGGGCGUACCUGGCAGCCCAGUGCGUGUCAACUGAGCGAGGGCCCAUGCUGUACCCACGCGCCGUUUCUGACGGACAGUUCUACUCCCCACCCGAGUCCAUGGCAGGUUCAGAUGAGGAGCUGGACGAGGAGGGACUGGGCCGCAGAGCGGUCACUGCUCAGGAGAAGGAGUUUGUGCGUCAAGGCCGGGAGGCCAUGUCCGUGGUGGAGCAGAUACUGGCUCAGGAGGAGAACUGGAAGUUUGAGAAGAACAACGAGCUGGGUGAUUCCGUUUACACCCUCGAGAUCCCUUUCCACGGCAAGACCUUCAUCCUCAAGGCAUUCAUGCAGUGCCCAGCUGAGCUUGUGUACCAAGAGGUCAUUCUGCAGCCUGAGAAGAUGGUCCAAUGGAACAGAACUGUCUCGGGUUGCCAGAUACUGCAGCGCGUGGACGACAACACGCUGGUUUCGUACGACGUUUCAUCGGGAGCUGCAGGUGGUGUGGUUUCGCCCAGGGACUUUGUGAACGUGAGGCGGGUAGAGCGCCGGAGGGACUACUACAUUUCGGCGGGGAUGGCCACCAGCCACGACGCCAAGCCCCCGAUCAGCCGCUGCGUCAGAGGAGAGAACGGUCCAGGAGGGUUUGUGGUCCUGAAGUCCAACAGUAACCCAUCCGUGUGCACCUUCCUCUGGGUCCUCAACACGGAUCUCAAGGGCCGACUACCACGCUACCUCAUCCACCAGAGCCUGGCGGCCACCAUGUUUGAGUUUGUCUUCCACUUGCGCCAGAGGAUCGGUGACCUGCCCUCAGCUCAUCGGUAGAGGGCGGGCCCCCUUGGCUCACAGCACACAAUGCCCCCCUGUGGAUAGGAGGAGAACUACAAUGCCUGGAACAUCUCUGCGGUUACAUAAGAAGUGCUAGGGACCUUAAACUCAAUCUCACCCCCCCCCAACAGAUUAAGCUGGACUUUUAUCUGUCAGUCUAUACACGAGUAAUUGAAAUCUCAAAUCGAAGGAUGAAUCCAGCGAGCUUCUGAGGGGCUCGUUUUUGCACACACACACGGUUCUAGUAGCCUGUGCCAUAUUAGUUUUUUCUCGUUGUCGACACUUCAUUCGGUGAGAAGGACGGACUUCUCCUCUCUGAGAUGAGCCUUUCCGUGUGUACAAAGCUUACGCACAAGACGUUCGCCAGCCCUGGACGCGGACUGAGUGAUGUUGGGUAUGAUGGCCAAUACCGGGUCAGACUAGACUGAAUGCCAGUCGAUUGUUUAGUUUGCUGUGCAGCAAAGUGCAAAUAAUGAAGCCUUCACCAGCAUCGAGCUUGUUUUAACCCUGCAUGUUAAUGAGCUACUGGCAGCCAUUUUCUAUUGUCUUAACACGGCCUGCCUGCACGUCUGGCUGCUUGCCUCCAUCACUGACCGUUGCUAUGCAUGAACAGUAGACUACACUAAUCCAUGCAACCCCCACCCCCCCCAGCUCACUGAGAUCGAGUUGGCACAAGUGGGGGAGGAGCCUUAAUCUGUGAACGGACACCAGGAAAUCGGUGUGUAGUUUUUUGUUUUUUUUACCAAUAUCAUUUUGCUUUUAUUACUUUAUUUUUGCCAAAAUUGUGUGUUGCAUUGCUUAAUCUUUUUGUAUGUUUGUUAUAUUUUUACAAUGAUUUGGGUCACUUUGAAUAAUGCACAUAGCUCUCACGGGGCAAUGCAGUAUAAGGCACAUUUUGUUUUCUUUUGCAUCGUACUUUAUUUGAGUCCAUGUCAACCCCGUCAGGUUUUAAAGGGCCUAAAAUAAAAUGAGUAAUAAAAUUCUGUCUGAUUAA